AUGCAAGCGUUGAAAACGUUCUCCAGAGGACAAAAAACUAAAAAGAAAAUUGUAUUUGUUUUAGUAUCAAUAUGUAAAAGUAAGUGGACAAGUCUACGAAAUUCAUUUGCAAGAGAACUUCGGGAGCUUAAAAAUAAAAAAUCAGGAUCUAAGAAACAGAAGAAAACAGAAUCAGAUGAAGAACAGAAUGUAACACAAGUAGAAGAAAACACAACAGUAGAAAAAAGUAUAAUUACAGAAAGUGAACCAGACUUCAGACAACCAGUGUUUAAAAAACCAAAGAAAAAAGAGUACAAGACUGCGAGUGAAAAAGUAGCUGAACCUACGAUCGAAUUUUUAAAGUCUAGGACAAAUAAGCCAACACAUGUUGAAGAUCCCCCAGAAUUAUUAUUUUUUAAGAGCUUAAUUCCUGAUUAUAAUAAGCUCAACGAAAAAAAUCAACGUCGGUUUAAAAAUGAUAUGUUAACAACCUUAAACAAUUAUCUCGAUGAACAAGAGCAAUAUACCCAGAGAGUAUCGUUGCAAAAUAACAUUAAUCCAUAUCCAUAUACUGCAAGACAAAUUUGUGAACAGAAUGUCAAUGCAUUUUAUCAAGAUUUUGCUUCAAACGUAUCUUCACCUUCACCAGGGAACAGUAAUAAUUCUAAUAACCAUAUAUAUUAUAAAUGCAGUAAAGCUAGUACUUAUUUUUGUCCGGGAUCAAUCAAGAAGUUGAGAAACGGAACUGUAGUGAUAAUAAAAUCACAUGAGGGCCAUGUUUGUGAGGAAAAUAACUCUCAGCAACUUAUUUAUAGUUUUUGUGACAUUUUGAAAUCAAGGGCCUCUACUGAGAAUAUCUCGUUAAGGAAUUUAUAUGAUGAGGAAUCUAGAAGACAUGUGGUAGCAGCAGGGUUGUACCCAUGGUCAACAGCCGAAUCUCUUAUGCGACACGCCAGAAGAAGAUCAUUGCCUAGAUUGCCUAACUCACUGUUAGAUUUGGCAACUCUAUUUAACAAUGGCCAGCUAAAUCGGUUUUCUUGUUGCGACUCUCCUUUUUUUAGAGGAUGUGUUACAGAUGUGGAUGGAAGAAGUAGCAUCAUUUUUGGAUGUAUGAAUUUAAUUGUUAAUGUUCUGCAAAAUGGUGUGACAGAGUUACAUGCGGAUGCCACAUUCAAGGUUGUACCUAGAAACAUGGGAUACCAAUUACUAACCAUACAUUGUAUGAUCAAAAACCAUUCCAUACCUAUUGUCUAUAUUCUUAUGGAAAGUAAGUCGCGGAAUUCAUACAACUAUGUUAUGCGUUUUGUAAAAGAUAAUCUUUUACCAAACUUAACGGUUGAAGUCAUUAUAACUGACUAUGAGGUGGCUCUGAGGGAUGUUUUGAUUUCAUCAUUUCCAGAAGCUCGUUAUGAUGGUUGCUGGUUUCAUGAUAACCAAGCUGUAUGGAGAAAAAUGAACAGUUUAGGAUACUUACAUCAUCUAAAUAGUAACGAUAAUGCCCGUAAGGUAUUGAAACUCCUUAAGUCCCUUCCAUUAUUGCCAGCUAGAGAUAUGGAGGAUGGAUUUUUCUUAAUUAGAGCAUUUGCACGAAAUCAUGAUGUCCACUUGGAGAGAUUACUAAGUUAUUAUGAAAGAUAUUGGUUAAGAAAUAUUGGUCCACAAGUUGUGUCGGUUCAUGGACUGCCUCGUCGGACAAAUAAUAACAUUGAGAGCUUCCAUAACACGUUAAGAUUAAAGUUCUCUGUUGCGCAUCCAAGCUUAUGGGUAUUUCUAGGCACUUUAACUACUUUGAGUACCAGUUACCAUUUGGUUAAUCAACAAAUUUUGAACUACUUGCGUCCCCCUUGGCAUGUGAGGACCAAGUUUUUGGCUAACUCUCACAGGAUAAAAUAUGCUACAGAGCAAUACCAAUUAGGACAAAUAUCAAUAUGGCAAUUUCUUCUGCGUUGUUCGUAUACCAGCGCAGCAUAUGAAUUAAGGCUGCGAACCUGGGCUUUGAGAAUGAACGAUGCUGAUGUUGAAGGUGAAUCAGACCACAAUGUUCCAGCAGAUGCAGUUCCAGUACCAAAUCACAUUCCCAAUGUUAUUAAUCCACAGCCAGUUGAAAAUAAUAACUUGCAAUUGGAUCUGAAUCAAACGUUUAAUGAUGCACCAGGUUCACCGCAAAUUAUGAACCCUCCAGAUUCGCCAAAUGUACCUCAGCUGCCUGACAACAGAAACUUGUGUAUGACAUGCUUGGUAGUGUCUCUAGCUGAAAGUGAACAGCAAUAUAUAGUAUUACCAUGUGGUCACGCAUGGGUGUGUGAUGUGUGUGUAAGGCAGUUGGAACAACAAAACUCUGUAUACCCAAUGUGUAGAGCAGAAAAUGUAACUACUUCUAGGAAAACUACCGGCAUAGAAUGUUCUUUGACGCUGAUUAUCAAAUUUGAACAAACAAUGAAUAUUACAAAGAUAAAUUUUAAUGCGGCGGUGCAAACCCUAUACCUCAGCACCGCUCCUGCACCGCCGGCCGAGACCGCCGUCGCCGCUCGCCAUCCAACGCCGCGAAAGGCACCCCCCAAACGCAGAUGUUAUGCCGGGUCCACACAGAGACGACAAAAGUAA
Metopolophium dirhodum (rose-grain aphid) is the source of this 2583-nucleotide messenger RNA. RefSeq lists its product as uncharacterized. Bases 1 to 2583 code for a protein of 860 amino acids. NCBI's taxonomy places the organism in Eukaryota, Metazoa, Arthropoda, Insecta, Hemiptera, Aphididae. The record is from RefSeq and is a predicted model, not a curated record. Gene Ontology annotation, molecular function: DNA binding. The transcript has 11 exons.